AUGGCAGAAACGAGAUCAGGAAAAAAAGAAAUAUUUGAAAGUACAAAACCUCAUUUAAAUAUUGCUACUUUAGGGCAUGUAGAUCACGGUAAGACUACUUUGACUUCAGCUAUUACCCAUGUUUUAGCAAGAGAAAAUAAAGCUAAAUCUCGGAAAUACGAAGAAAUUGAUGCGGCUCCGGAAGAAAAAGCUCGCGGUAUUACUAUCAAAACUGCUCAUGUUGAAUUUGAAACGGACCGGCGGCACUAUGCGUUAGUUGACUGUCCAGGGCAUGCUGAUUACAUUAAAAACAUGAUUACAGGUGCUGCUCAAGCUAAUGGAGGAAUUUUGGUAGUUGAUGCUAGCCAAGGAGGGCAAGCGCAAACUAAAGAGCACCUGCUUCUUGCCAAACAAGUUGGAGUAGACAAAUUAGUUAUUUUUGCUAACAAAGUCGACUUGGUGACUGAUAAUGAAAUGUUGGAAAUAAUUAAAGAAGAUAUUAAAGAAUUAUUAAAGAAAUACAAAUUUGAUGAAAAUUCACCAAUUAUUUUUGGCUCUGCUAGAAAGGCUUUAGAAGAAAAUCCAGGGCCGGGCGAACCGAUGGGUCAUUAUCAAAAAGUAGAAAUUUUAGGGCUAGGAAAAGAAAAGAUUAGAACUAAAGUUAUAGGUGCCGAAAUGUUUGGGAAAAUCUUAAAGGUAGUUAAGCCAAACUACGAUGCUGCUCUUCUUUUACAAGGAGUUAAGCGAGAACAAGUGGCGAGAGGAAUGGCAGUAGUUAAGCCAGGCACUAUUAACAUUCACAGCAAAUUUGAAGCUCAAGUUUAUGUUUUGACUAAGGCUGAAGGAGGUCGACAUACUACUUUUGAAGACAAGUAUAGCCCUCAAUUUUAUUUCCAUACAGUUGAUAUAACAGGAAUUGUCGAAUUGCCAAAAGAAGUCACAGGAGAAAAGAAAGUAGUUAAUCCGGGUGAUAAUAUUAGUUUGAAAGUUAAACUUAUUCAGCCAGUAGCACUUGAAGUUAAUAAUACUUUUUCUAUUCGUGAAGGGGGCAAAACUGUCGGCAAAGGAAUCAUUACUAAAAUUAUUGAAUAA
Ambispora leptoticha is the source of this 1071-nucleotide messenger RNA. The record is from the annotation of a GenBank genome assembly. Lineage: Eukaryota; Fungi; Glomeromycota; Glomeromycetes; Archaeosporales; Ambisporaceae.